ACGCGGAAAGAUUCAGAAACAGAACGACUCAGUUAUUCUCUUCCCCGAGACCGAGUCCGACUCGGUGGGUGAAGAAGGCCAACUCAGUAAUCCUUCCUUUACAAUUUACAGAUACACCAUUUAACCAUUUUCCCCGCACACAAAACACAGACACUGACACACACACACGCGCACUUCUCUCACUACACACACGAGGGAGAGAUAGAGAGAGAAGCAUCAGUGUCAGGAGGCCAAGACGCAACGUGCAUUUCCCAAUAGGACGGGCACCGUCGCGCUGUUUUCACUUUCCGGCGGUUUUUGGAUCCGUCGUCGUCGUCUUCUUCAUUCAGGUGGUUGAGAAUCCCAAGACACAGAGCUGGAGCCGCUACAAGAUCCCAAGCAAUUGAAGGCUCAGCCCGCCGCCGCCACCGCCAACGGUCAGAUCCGGUACCGAUCGCCGUCCUCCGCCGAGCUCUUCGACGGCCAGGGCAAUAGCAGCAACUCUCCGCCGUCUCACGCCGCCGAUCAGCAGUCGCCGGAGUUUGAGUCUAGCAAAAUGCUGAAGCGCUCUGGCCGCCAGGAGUCUCUCUCCGAUAAGAUCUAUAGGUUCCGAGGGACGCUCCUCGUUGUAGCGAUCCCGAUUGUUCUGAUCACAUUCGUUCUCUACGCCAUGCCGUCGAGCUCCUCCAACGAGUCGGUCGGUGAUUACGCCCUCGUUAGCCGGAAAAUGUCCCCGGACAGGACAUCUGGGGGUUCCUUUGCCGUCAUAUUUGACGCCGGCAGCUCCGGCAGCCGCGUGCACGUCUUCCAUUUCGAUCAGAACCUAGAUCUCGUUCACAUUGGCAAAGACCUCGAGCUUUUCGUGCAGAUUAAACCGGGUUUGAGUGCGUACGCUCAGAAUCCGCAACAGGCAGCGGAAUCUCUGGUUUCUCUUUUAGAUAAAGCGGAGAGUGUUGUUCCUCGUGAAUUGCGAUCCAAGACACCCGUUCGAGUUGGGGCAACUGCGGGUUUGAGGGCUUUGGAAGGGGAUGCAUCUGAUAGGAUAUUGCAAGCGGUAAGGGAUUUGCUAAAGGAUAGAAGCAGCCUGAAAUCUGAGUCGGAUGCGGUCACAGUGCUGGAUGGAACACAAGAAGGUGCUUAUCAAUGGGUUACUAUUAACUAUCUAUUGGGAAACUUGGGAAAAGAUUUUUCGAAGACUGUGGGGGUAGUUGAUCUUGGAGGUGGAUCUGUUCAAAUGGCAUAUGCCAUCUCAGAAACAGAUGCUGCCAUGGCUCCAAAAGUACAAGAUGGAGAGGACCCAUAUGUCAAGGAGAUGUUCCUUAGGGGAAGGAAAUACUACCUCUAUGUUCACAGUUACUUGCACUAUGGUUUACUAGCUGCUCGUGCUGAGAUUUUAAAGGUUUCCGAUGAUGCUGAAAACCCUUGUAUCUUAUCUGGCUAUGAUGGAUCUUACAAAUAUGGAGGAAAGUCAUUUAAGGCUUCAUCCUCCCCUUCUGGGUCAAGCUUAAAUGAAUGCAAAAGUGUAGCUUUAAAGGCUCUCAAUGAGUCAACAACAUGUACACAUAUGAAGUGCACUUUUGGUGGGAUAUGGAACGGUGGAGGCGGGGAUGGACAGAAAAACCUUUUUGUUGCUUCCUUUUUCUUUGACCGGGCUGCUGAGGCUGGUUUUGCUGAUCCAAACUCACCAGUUGCAAUAGUUCGUCCUGCGGAUUUUGAGGAUGCAGCUAAGCAAGCUUGUCAGACAAAACUUGAGAAUGCCAAGUCCACUUAUCGACAUGUUGAUGAUGGGAACCUUCCGUAUAUUUGCAUGGAUCUUGUAUAUCAGUAUACGCUGCUUGUUGAAGGAUUUGGCAUAUAUCCAUGGCAAGAGAUUACAUUGGUGAAGAAACUUAAAUACGAUGAUGCCCUUGUUGAGGCAGCAUGGCCCCUAGGCAGCGCCAUAGAAGCUGUAUCAUCUACUGCGUAACAUCACAAGGAUCAGCACUCGUACAACUUGAUCAGAAAUCUUGUGAGACGAGUUUUAUCACAAGUAUUUUGUGGUGAAAUACUGUCAUUCAUCGUGAUCAGAGAUUACGUUGAGGCUAAUUGAGAUUGCAUAUGGGUCUUCGUUUCAGGAAUAAUGGAAGAUUAUAGCUUCAUUAUUUUUCAGAUGUAAUUAAUUCACAAUAUAUCUGAUUUACGGCUCUGGAAGAUUCAUUCGAUUCAUUUAGUGUUUCUAUAUAUGUUGUCAAGAGAUGAACAAAAUGGUGAUACUUAACACCAUUUCAUUUUUGUUUCUAUUAAUGAUUUCAUUCUCGAUAAUAGUUAACCGUUUGUUAC
Abrus precatorius (Indian licorice) is the source of this 2298-nucleotide messenger RNA. RefSeq names its product apyrase 2-like. NCBI's taxonomy places the organism in Eukaryota, Viridiplantae, Streptophyta, Magnoliopsida, Fabales, Fabaceae. The coding region runs from base 536 to 1945 and encodes 469 amino acids. Gene Ontology annotation, biological process: nucleoside diphosphate catabolic process. Gene Ontology annotation, molecular function: nucleoside diphosphate phosphatase activity. The record is from RefSeq and is a predicted model, not a curated record. The transcript has 9 exons. Gene Ontology annotation, cellular component: membrane.